Molecule: messenger RNA, 2124 nt
Organism: Candidula unifasciata
Lineage: Eukaryota; Metazoa; Mollusca; Gastropoda; Stylommatophora; Geomitridae
Source: the annotation of a GenBank genome assembly
AUGACACCACGAGGACAUUACCACAAGAUAUCUUUGUCUCCAUUGUCAGCAAUAUAUGAAUUCCGUUUCUUUAUUGUCUUAUCUACUACUUCAGAAACUUUCACAUUUCGAACAAUGACCCAAAUCGCCAAAGUCACCGUAUAUAAAAGACAAAAUACAGCUAAAGAUUUGAACCUGACUUACGGGCCUUGGCAAAUCCACUUUAGCUGCGUCUACAAAAUAGAGCCGGAUUUGAUGGGGACUCUGGGAAACAAGGAGGUAGAAUUGCCUGGUCAAGGUGUGACGGUCAGCCAGCUGCAAGGUGACCAGUACUAUCUGAAGCCAACGCAGAGUUUUAUUUCUCUAACACCUGGAGGCAGGAGGAAAAUUAAACUCAAGAUUGGCUAUGUCUCAGUCGCGAGAACAGAUACAAUGCCCAACUGGUAUAUAACUUUGCCAAACCUAAAGCCGGAGGUGCUAGCCAACACGAAGGGAAACCUGCUGGAUUUUGUGACUGCUAGAACAACAGUUCAACAGUGGAAGCGUUUUGGCUCAGAUGACUACAAUCCAUGGACUGUUCAGGUGAGUAAUAAUUACAUUAAAGUUAACAAAACUGUCCAACACUGGACUGCAAGUAACUUCCUAACUGUCCGGGACAAACUUGGCAUACCUUCAGCGCCUAGUUCAACUUCCACCAGCAAUAUCAUUGAUUUGAGCCUGGGUGAAGUGAAUGCCACAGCAGCCAAUGUGACCUUCAAUAACAGCCAAGAUGCUUACUCGCUGAGUGUCAAUGCAACAAGCCACAGGAUUGAAGUGGUGGGACAAGCAGCUUCUGGUGUUUUCUAUGGAGUGGUCACGCUUCUCAGUUUGCUGGUAAUUAUAUUGCCAGAAUGCAUCAUCACUGAUGCACCAAGGUUCCCUUACAGAGGUCUUAUGUUGGACAUCGCUCGAAACUUUCACCCUAAGGAAGACAUCUUGAAUAUCAUUAAGCUGAUGUCCAGCUACAAACUGAAUCGGCUCCAUCUCCAUUUGUCUGAUGAUGAAGGCUGGAGAAUCAACAUUCCACAGCUGCCAGAGUUGACAACGUUAGGGUCCCAAAGAUGUUACGACCCCACAGAGACCAAGUGCCUAAUGCCUCAGCUGGGUUCUGGUCCUAACCAAGCAGGACCCCCUGGCAGUGGCUUCCUGACCUCAGCGGAUUACAUUGAGAUACUGCGGCUGGCAAAUGCCCACCAUGUGACGGUCAUACCAGAAAUUGAAAUGCCGGGACAUGGGAGGGCAGCUAUUUUGUCAAUGAAGCUUAGGAACAGCACACAAGGAAGUGGUGGUGUGAGCACAGUCUUGGCUGAAGCAAAUGAUCCAUCAGAAUACACUUCCCCCCAGAUGUAUUCUGACAAUGCUAUCAACCCAUGUCUGGAGUCCACCUACAAUUUUGUCAAUAUUAUCAUGACUGAGGUAUUUGUUCAUCGUCAACAGCCAUUGAAAAUAUUCCAUUUUGGUGGUGAUGAGGUUGGUAAAGGUGCCUGGGUGAACUCCUCACGCUGCCAGCAAUUGAUAGCAUCAACUACUUUACCUGGAGGCUCUUUGAAAGGGUACUUUUUUCAGGUAAAUUUAGUAGCAGAGCUAGCAGCAAAUAAAAGUUUAUCUCUCGCUGCCUGGGAGGAUGGCCUAAUGGACAGUGAAGACAAUCCAUUCAACUUGUCUACCUCGCCUGUAAAAGAUGUCCUAACUAAUGCCUGGAACAAUGUAUGGCAGCCAGGCACAGUGUCUCGUACUUACAAAUUUGCAGAACAUGGAUACAAAGUUAUUUUAUCUCAUGCAACCCAUCUGUACUUUGAUCACCCUGAUGAACCUGAUCCAGAGGAGAGGGGAAACUAUUGGGCAACAAGAUUUACAGCCUUGGCAGAUCGAGCUUGGCACAAAGCAUCAUGGGAAAGUUUGCCUAAGGGAGAUGAGCGAAACAAGCAGCAGAAGGAAGACUGGUUUUCAUUUGCCAGAGCAGUUGGUUACAGGGAACUGCCGAGACUGGAACAGCAGAAUGUCACAUACAGAAUUCCACCUCCCGGUGCUGAAUUGUCCAGGGUUGAGUCUUUUUGGAGAGCCUUUACAGACGUUUCUGGAGAGCUAUUACAUGAGUUUGCAUAG